Messenger RNA from Jaminaea rosea, 2823 nucleotides. Its product is annotated as MFS general substrate transporter. The transcript has a single exon. Bases 162 to 2579 code for a protein of 805 amino acids. NCBI's taxonomy places the organism in Eukaryota, Fungi, Basidiomycota, Exobasidiomycetes, Microstromatales. Gene Ontology annotation, biological process: transmembrane transport. The record is from RefSeq and is a predicted model, not a curated record. Gene Ontology annotation, molecular function: transmembrane transporter activity.
CACCGCACAAGCGAACCGCCAACGGCCCGUUUCUUACUUCUUGGCUUUCUUGACUCCACUCGUCAUUAUCUCCAUCUUGUCAGCCUCUACAGAUCUUCGCUCCUCUCAUCUCAUCCACUCAUCCAAUCUUCCAUGCUUUGACUGCCAUUCAGCGAGGCGUCAUGCCCUCCAACAUCGAAGCGAAAUCACGACGCCAGCCCUUCGAGAGGGAGGGCAGUACCGUGCAGAUACCGUCCCUCUCAGCACUCACAUCCUCGAGUAGCCCAAUGGCGCACUCGCCCAAGAGCAUCAAGACCUCUCUGCCCGACACAGCAUCGGCAGGACCGCUCUCAGAGCCUCCUCGUGGAUCAGUCACCCAGCGGCGCUACCGUCGAGGAAGCGCGGCGACUCAAGACACAAGUUCCUCCACGUCGUCCUCGCUGAGGCAGAGGGCGUCUAACGUGCUGGCAACGGCUGUCGGUACUGCGGUCGAGGCGCCGCCGGCAUCUGUCACGCAUGUCGUGCUUGGACGAAGCUCAUCAGACGUAAUUGAGCCGGAGCCAGAGGAUCUGGGAGAUGGGAUUGGUGUCGAUGACAAAGAGACAACCAAGGGAGAGUCGCCAUCUGAAGACGAAGCUGAGAAAAGCCCGAAGCAGCCUCGUGGACGCUUCACCAAGCUUCAGUCCUCUCUACGGCGUCGCACUCUCUGCUCUCCGCACCUCAUCCUCCCCCUCCUUACCCUCUUCGGUAUCGUCCUUUCCCUGGAUCGUCUCCUCUCCUCCUCCCUCCAGACCCUAGCAGCCAACAGCCUCUCCGCCCACUCCUCCCUAGCCUUCCUCUCCAUCCUCCGCUCAAGCAUAGCGGCACUGGCGGGCCCGCCUUUUGCCGUACUGGAGAGCAAGGCGGGCGGAGGGUGGGCAUGGGGGAUCGGUGCAGCCCUCUAUGUCCUUGGACAUGUCGUGUCUGCCACGACGGGCGUGUCAGGAAGUAAGGGAGGCAUAGCUCAGUACGCUCUAGGCGUUUCACUCCUCGAGCUUGGGGCAAAUGGAGUCCUCGUCCUUCAGCAAUCUCUCGUAGCCCGCAUUACCACGCCGCGCGAUCGCGCCUUGGGCAACCUGCUGCCGCAGUUCAGUUUCGUGGUCUGGGCAUUCGUGAGCGCGGAUAUAUUCGCGGGAUUGGACGGGAAAUGGAGGUGGGGCGUAGGACUUUUCGCUAUUGCGGGUGCGAUUGUGCUGGGACCGAUCGUCGGGGUGGUGGGGUGGGGGGAGAGGGAGCAGAGGGAGGUGAGGAGGCGGGGAUCGUUGACGCCCAGGGAAGAGGGGACGAGUGAGGAUCAAGCUGAAGGCAAAAAUGUGGCCAUUGCGACGGUCGCCGCCUCGAGCUCCACCCAGGAUCUCGCAACGCCUCUCCAUCGCGGUCGCCUCCGUCGGCUGUUAGCCUCUCUCCACUUCCUGAUCAUCGCAGCCGAUCUGCCUGGCCUCCUCCUCCUCAGCUCUGCAACCCUCGGCAUCCUCCUCCCAAUCACCCUCGCAGGCCAAUCCACCACCACCUCCCGCUGGCUCGAACCGCAACUCCUCGUCCCGCUCCUCACUUCCACCUUCCUCCUCCUACCAGCCCUCAUCUACUGGGAGCUCCGCCUCUCCCCGCAACCGCUCCUGCCGCGGUCCCUCCUGACCUCGCGCACCUUCCUCCUUGCCUCACUAGCCCAGCUCACCAUCUUCGCAGCCGUAGGGUGCAUGGGUACCUACCUCCCAACGUACCUCUACGUAGCCAAGCACACCACCGCAAAGACGCAACAAAACGUCUCGUCCAUCUUCAAUUUCUGCUACGCGCUUGCGAGCCUGCCAUUUGCCAUUGCUGUGCGAUACUGGCGCAGAGCCAAGGGCAUCAAUGUGAUGGGAGCCGGGCUUUUCACGGCGGGCGUAGGGGUGAUGAUCUGGACCAGCUCGAGCGCUACGCCCCUCUUUGGCACGAUUGCCGGAUUGGUGGUCACAGGAGUCGGGGCUGCCGCUAGCGUUGCCAUCAUACCAAGCGUAGUGCAGGUAGAGGUGCAGAGGAGGCAGGUUCGGGCGCUGCAGGAGGCGCAAUCAGCUUCGAAGGGCAUUGCAGCCUCGACGACGCUCAUCCGCCAAGAUGACCACGUAGUCAAGGCAGUCGCAGCGCUGAAUAUUGCCAACUGCCUCGGCUCUGCUCUUGGCGCCGGAGUGGCCGGAACCAUCUGGACCUCCUUGAUGCGUGACUACCUCGCCACCUCCUUGUCAGCCGUCUCGAGCGGCUCGGCGGACGAGGUCAACGAGGUGUACGCCCAGCCGCUGACAUGGAUCGCGUCCCAUGCGGUGGGCACGGGAGAGAGGAUCGCCGUGGUGGACGCCUACGAUAAGGUGUGGAGGAUCAUGCUGAUCGCAGCGACGGCGCUUGCUGUACUAGGAGUUGCGGGUGUGGUGGGAAUGCCGGCGCUAAAGUUGGGCGAUGCUGCGGAGGACGGGGGAGACGAAGGGUCUGAGAAGCAGUCCACUGAAGCUGAGAGUAGCGAGAGCGGGGAAGGCCUGCUCUGCUUUGUCCAUUCGGCCUGGCGCCGACUGACGGGAGCAGCGAGGUAGCUGCAGACAGACCCAAUUGCCCAUGUACUGGUAUUUUAUGAUGUGUCCAUAUGGCGUGCUGUCUCCCGGCUGCCUCUAAUCGAAGAUCAAGUCACCAUGUUGUAGCUGUCGGCCCGUUACGCUGCUGCAAUCGUCGGUGCAGUGUUGCCUGCCUCGUCGUUGACGGCCUUGACAGCGACGGUACCUUGCAUCGUCGAGCUGCCCCAAUACAGUCUCCUCUCACAGUCGCCAACCAGCCACUUCA